Molecule: messenger RNA, 1770 nt
Organism: Danaus chrysippus (African queen)
Lineage: Eukaryota; Metazoa; Arthropoda; Insecta; Lepidoptera; Nymphalidae
Source: the annotation of a GenBank genome assembly
AUGCAGGCGGGAGGGGGGUGGUUUGUGCCUUGGACGAUGGGGGUGCAAAAGUUCGCGGUAGCACUACCGAUGGGUGGUGUGGUGCCAUUGGUACCACCACUGUUAGCGGCCUUACCACCACAGCCACCACCGCUCAGACUCAUCGCACCGCCCUUGGCGCAUCAAUCGCAGUCUGGCAGGAAGGGUGAAAAAGACAACACCAAAAACUGUAUACUAUCCUGCGAGAAGAGGAAAGCUGACGAUUCAGAUGUGAACAAAGAUUUGAAAAAGGCUAAACUGGAAACGAAAGCUCUGAAGGCAAAGAGACCUGGAUUCACGGACGACAGAUACAACGAAACGUCUUAUUAUAUAGAAAAUGGACUUAGAAAAGUUUACCCCUACUAUUUUACCUUCACAACCUUCACUAAAGGCAGAUGGGUAGGUGAGAAGAUACUCGAUGUUUUCGCGAGGGAGUUCAGAGCUCAUCCCGCCGCGGAGUAUGAGAGAUGCAUUAGGGCUGGCACCUUAACGGUCAACUAUGAACGUGUGGAUCCAGAUUAUAGGCUGAAACACAACGACCUCUUAGCAAACGUAGUUCACAGGCACGAAGUACCAGUCACCAGCCAACCGAUCACCCUCGUACAUAUCGACGAGGACAUUGUGGUUGUCAACAAACCAGCCUCUAUCCCCGUACACCCAUGCGGGCGGUAUCGACAUAACACGGUUGUUUUCAUACUCGCCAAGGAAUAUAACCUCAAGAACCUUAGAACCAUUCAUAGACUCGACAGGCUAACCUCCGGUCUCCUAUUAUUCGGGAGAAGUCCAAAGAAAGCCAGGCAAAUGGAACAUCAGAUAAGAAACAGACAGGUGCAGAAGGAAUAUGUUUGUCGAGUCGAUGGGGAGUUUCCUGACGAGGAGAUCGAGUGUACUGAACCAAUAGAGGUAGUGAGUUAUAAAAUCGGAGUAUGUAAAGUGUCACAAAAGGGAAAAGACUGUUCCACUACUUUCAAGCGAUUAGGAUACAACACUAAAAGCAACACCAGCGUUGUGCUCUGUCGACCAAAAACAGGAAGGAUGCAUCAGAUCAGGGUUCAUUUACAAUAUCUUGGUUACCCGGUCGUGAACGAUCCAUUGUAUAAUCACCCAGUAUUUGGUCCACUUCGUGGUAAGGGUGGUGACACAGGUGGUAAGACUGAUGAACAGUUAGUGAGAGAUCUGAUAGCUAUACACAACGCCGAGAACUGGCUGGGUGUUGACGCUGGUGAUGAUGAUAUGCUGUUCUCAAAACCGGUAGCUGGUGAUAAAGUUGAGGAUGAAUGUGAGGCUGGCAUGGCGUCGAGGGAGUCGUCUCCAAGGUUGGAGUCACCAGCUCCUGGGCUCACACCAGCUACUGUUAUGACUGGAAUACUGGCGAGUCCAUCAAGUGGGUCGGAGGCCCCAACAGAGGUUCGGUCUCCCGCACACUCACCCUCACUCAACGAGGACUCCAAUGACGCCAAGUCGGACAAAGUGACAGUAGCGACACAGACGGGGUGUACACCGGCGCAUGUUGUACAAAACGUGUCCACCGGUGUAUCGACUAGUGUGUCCAACACGACAGGCGUGUACACCAGCCAAGAACUGACUGUGGACCCACACUGUUACGAGUGUCGCGUGAGGUACAGGGACCCACGGCCUAGAGACCUGGUGAUGUUCCUACACGCUUGGAAAUACAAGGGGCCGGGUUGGGAAUACGAAACAGAACUUCCACAAUGGGCGGACAUAGAUUGGGAAGAAUCUGAGAGUUCAUAG